This is a messenger RNA of Branchiostoma floridae (Florida lancelet), 1044 nucleotides long. RefSeq names its product N-terminal Xaa-Pro-Lys N-methyltransferase 1-like. Gene Ontology annotation, cellular component: cytoplasm. The record is from RefSeq and is a predicted model, not a curated record. Gene Ontology annotation, molecular function: N-terminal protein N-methyltransferase activity. The transcript is spliced from 5 exons. Lineage: Eukaryota; Metazoa; Chordata; Leptocardii; Amphioxiformes; Branchiostomatidae. The coding region runs from base 119 to 802 and encodes 227 amino acids. Gene Ontology annotation, biological process: N-terminal protein amino acid methylation.
CAGGGCACUCUGGUCAAUCAAACCCUGAGAACGAGACUGCUUUCUUGAAGAGACGGAAAGGAAAAAGAUAGUAAAAGUUCACGAUCUCCUCCCAUUCUAACCCUCCUGUGGACCUCAGAUGUCCAGCAUGGAUAACUACCCUGAUAAGCAGUUCUAUGGAGAUGCGGAGACGUACUGGAAGGAGAUCCCGGCCACUGUGGACGGGAUGCUGGGCGGGUACUCCAAGGUGGACAAGCUCGACAUCAAGGGGUCCAAGAAGUUCCUACAAGAAUUCAUCUCAGGCCCGAAUGCGAAGACGAAAACGCGGCGAGCAGUGGACUGCGGCGCGGGGAUCGGGCGGGUGUCCCACGGCCUGCUGUGUCCCCUCUUCAGCAGGGUGGACAUGGUGGAGGUGUGUCAGAAGUUCCUCGACCAGGCCAAGACUUACCUGGGCUCCAGUGCCAAGAAAGUAGACAGGUAUAUCUGUUGUGGCUUGCAGGAUUUCACCCCCGAUCCUGGUCGCUAUGAUGUCAUCUGGGUACAGUGGGUCCUGGGGCACCUCACACACAAGGACCUGGUCAGCUUCUUCCAGCGUUGCCGGGCGGGGCUCGCAGAGAACGGCAUCAUCGUCGUCAAGGAGAACGUUGCGGAUGACAGCUGCUCGGAUGGGGUGAUUUUUGACCAGGACGACUCGAGCGUAACGCGAUCCCACCGCUACCUCAAGCAGAUCGUAGCGGAGAGCGGGCUGAGGGUCAUCAAGGAGGAGGCACAGAAGGACUUUCCUAAGGAACUGUUUAAAGUCCAGAUGAUGGUCUUACAGUGAACUUAAACUUUUACAUGUACAGCAUCUUACCAGGAUCAAAGAGGAAACGAAAAUUGACUUUUUUAGUCCAGAGAAUGAUCUUGGAGAUCCACCUAUUUUCUUCACAAUAACCAAGACAUGUGUUAAGAACCUAGAGGUUAAGUGAAGUUGAGGACAUUUUAAAGUCCAGAUGAUGCUUUGAAGUGAUCUAACUUUCACUUUUACAGCAUUUUGCCACAAUCAAAGGGGAAAUUUAAGACAGU